GAUGCGUUCAGUCUUCUAAGCUGGUUCAUUCGCGCGACCGGUGUCACGAAGACGGUGACGAUCCACGGAAGAGCAUGAUCGCGACGACGAUGAAGAACGCGUUGCUCGUCGGUGUUCUCGCGGCGAUCUGUCUGACGGAGACGCGGGCUUACGUGAGUUUCGACCAGGUGAAUCUCGACAAUAAGACGGAGUCUGAUCUACCGAAGAGCGCGGUACCCGGACAGGGCAGCGAUGCGACGACGGAAAAGCUGAUUCGCGUGCCGUUGAUUCGUCGAUAUCCACGAACGAUCGACAGGUCCCUGGCCACGAUCAACGAGAACGACCCACAGGAACCGGAGAGGAACACCGUGACCGCCAGACCGGCGACUACAGAGGCCACUCGAGGUGUUCGACGAGGCGCGAAGAGGAACCAGAAGAAGCUGAAGCUGACGCAGACUCAGGGUCGGAAGAAGUCGAAGAAGACGAGACGUCACGUCGGCGCCGACGACAAGCAGGACAACGUCGACGGUCAGAACCAUCUGAGACGGUUUGGCGGAUCCGUGGCUAGAAGCUACAAGAACGAGGACUAUUACGCGCAGAGGCGAGCGGUCAUGGAGAAGUUUUACGCUCGGCAGCGCGAGAUCGCCCAGAAGUACCAAACGUCCACUACCACCCAGGGACCCUUCAGGUACGAUUUACUGCUACCCAAUGCCACCACGGAGAACAGCAGAUACAACUCGAGAGUGACGCCGUUCAUCCCGAACACCAGACCCGCUUCGACGGCGAAGCCGCUGCGAUCGCCUGCUAACGACAAUUGGCUGUCCCCCGUCGAAGAGGAUGCUGACGUAGACACUACCUCCUACGACGACUACGAAGAGAACGAUUACGACGCCAUCGAUGCGGGAAAAGCUACUCCCGUUGCCAGCAAGACGGAAGCUGCUCCCGUUGCUACCAGCACCCUGGCACCAGUGGCCGCCGGCGGGAAGAUCACCGAAAUCGGUGACUGCGUAAACGUCGAGAACUCGUUGUUCUACCAGCACAACCUGUUGGUGGACGUGACGAAAGGAACGACCGUCGAGACCGACGAGUUGAUGGAGUCGAUCAACGAGGAGUAUUGCGUGGUCUGCAUCCGGAUCGAGCAAUCCGCCGGAACCGAGGGCCGGCUGAAGAUAGAAAGAUCCGGGAACAAAAGCGUGAAGCUGAAAAUCGAGGCGCUGCGGAACGAGCAUCUCGCGUUCGUCGCGCGAUUCUACACGGGCGACAGAUCAACGAGAUCGAAGGACUGUCUGUGAGGUCGUUGCGAUUACUGACAAAUUUAUUAACAGAUCCUUAAAUAAAGCUGCGUGUCGUCGUAGACUUUACGGAACUAUGAA
Megalopta genalis is the source of this 1352-nucleotide messenger RNA. RefSeq lists its product as uncharacterized. The record is from RefSeq and is a predicted model, not a curated record. NCBI's taxonomy places the organism in Eukaryota, Metazoa, Arthropoda, Insecta, Hymenoptera, Halictidae.